AUGGAAGCAAGCUUGGAGAGGAUCAGUCAAUUGCCAGACGCUUUGCUUGUGAAGAUCUUAUCUUCACUUCCAACAACAAAAGUAGUGGCCACCACUCUUCUAUCUAAGCAGUGGCGGUCUAUAUGGAAUAUGGUGCCUAGUCUCAAGUUUAUUUGCAAUGGUGGCAAUGAUCUUGAGGGGUUUAUUCGCAGGACUAUGCUUUCUCUUGAGGCUCUGUAUCUACAGAGUUUGCAUAUGGAUGUUUCACUUGGCCAAGCUCGGAAUCUUUGCAAUACCCUGAGACAAACAAUACGAGCAAUCCUCUUCCGAUAUAUCCGGUGUGCACUGGAAACCUUGAAACUCCGUGGUAAGUUUGGCUCCAUUGCUCUACAAGUCCCUUCUCCAGUUUGUCUCAAGUCUCUUAGAACUCUGCACCUUGAAGAUUUGUUCUACCAAGACGAUGAAUCCGUUGUGAAAUUCUUAGCUGGCUGUGUUAGUCUUGAAGAUUUGUUUGUUACUCGAUGGGGUUGUGAUGGUGUGGAUACUUUCACUAUUGCUGUGCCAUCUUUACAAGAGCUAACCAUAGAAGAUGACGUCACCAUAAGACCUGACUUAGUGAUGAUUAAUGCACCUGAGCUGGUCGAGGCUAAAAUUUGGACCCGUGGUGUAUUUGGAGAAUCACUCACUUCAGUCAAACGCCUUUCCUUGAGAAUGUCACGCAUGGAGAUCCCUGCUGGUAGCAUCUUCAAUCAACUGGAAUAUUUGCAGCUGCUUACAUCUGAUCCAGAGUCCUGGAAGUUACUAAGGUUUAUGCUUGAUAACUCUCCUAAUUUACAAGUUCUAGAUAUCUUCAGUGUAAGCAUUGCAAGUUCCACCUUUCAUAAAAAAUAUUGCAGCAGCUUGGUUUAA
Molecule: messenger RNA, 888 nt
Organism: Eruca vesicaria subsp. sativa (arugula)
Lineage: Eukaryota; Viridiplantae; Streptophyta; Magnoliopsida; Brassicales; Brassicaceae
Source: the annotation of a GenBank genome assembly